Molecule: messenger RNA, 1660 nt
Organism: Lycium barbarum (goji berry)
Lineage: Eukaryota; Viridiplantae; Streptophyta; Magnoliopsida; Solanales; Solanaceae
Product: myb-related protein 306-like
Exons: 3
Coding region: 214-1287 (357 amino acids)
Biological process (GO): response to auxin
Source: RefSeq, a predicted model, not a curated record
CACACCUUGGUCAUUCUAUAUAUCCCUUCUCUCUUCUCCAAUUGUUUUAUAUAUAUAGACAAGGACCCCCUAGGCUUAGAACCUUGUCUCAGUAUUUCUUCCUAGGAGUAGUAGUUUCAAUAAUAUCCUAUAAAGAUAGCUAGAGAAAAAAGCAUAAAAAGAAGAAAAUCAAGUUUUUUUCUUUUUGGUUGAAGUAAACAAAGAUUUAUUAGAAUGGGAAGGCCACCUUGUUGUGAAAAAACUGGGGUGAAGAAAGGACCAUGGACACCAGAAGAAGAUAUCAUUUUGGUUUCAUACAUUCAAGAACAUGGUCCUGGAAACUGGAGAAAUGUUCCCACUAAUACUGGUUUGCUAAGAUGCAGCAAGAGUUGUAGACUCCGAUGGACUAAUUAUCUCCGGCCAGGGAUCAAACGUGGAAAUUUCACUGAACAUGAAGAGAAAAUGAUUAUCCACCUCCAAGCUCUUCUUGGGAAUAGAUGGGCAGCCAUAGCUUCAUACCUUCCAGAAAGAACAGACAAUGAUAUCAAGAAUUAUUGGAACACUCAUUUGAAGAAGAAGCUUGAAGGCCAUGAUGAGAAUAAUCAUCAAGAGGGGAAGUCAUCAUCAUCAUCAUCUCAAUCAAAAAUCAUAAAAGGACAAUGGGAAAGGAGGCUUCAAACAGACAUUCACACUGCUAAACAAGCUCUUUGUGAGGCUUUGUCACUUGACACUCCAAAUAAUAAUCCUACUCCUGAUCUUACUGAGGAACAACAACCAGUUCAAACAUCUACUUCCUAUGCUUCCAGUGCUGAAAACAUUGCUAAGUUGCUUCAAAAUUGGAUGACUAAUUCACCCAAAUCGUCGUCUCCAUGCCAAUCGAGUAAUUCAAAAGUUACUCAAAUGUCCUUGAACAACAAUUUAUCAAUCGGUGCGGUUUCAAGUUCUAGUCCUAGGGAAGGGACCGUGAAUGUUAAAACUGGAAAAGGUUUGGACUCGCUGUUUAGCUUCAAUUCAUCUAAUAAUUCUGACAUGUCGCAAUCCGUGUCAGUCGAUGAGGGUGGAAAUUUCAGUACACCUGAGAAUAAUAAUGCUGCAGGUUUCCAAGUUGAAAGCAAGCCAAAUUUGCCUGAUUACAAGGCAGAAAAUGGGAACUUUCAAGAGGAAAACAAGCAAAAUUUGGAGACACAAGUGCCUUUAACUUUGCUGGAGAAGUGGCUACUUGAUGAUGCUAAUGCACAAACACAAGAAGACCAGUUAAUGGGAAUUGGAAUGGGAAUGGCUAUGGGUGAAACUGCUGACUUGUUUUGAAGAAUAAAAGAAAAAAUACUACUAGUAAAAAAAUGUACUAGUAAUAAUUCUUCAAAACAACUUAGCAGUUUCAGGUUGAUAGUUUGGGUAUUUUAAUUAGUUGUUACUACUUUUAGCGAUUUGGACUCCAUAGGUUUUAUUUACUUUAUAACCUGAGCAGAUCUAAACUCUGAUAUUUGCAAGAGCAUAAAGUGUAUAUUCCAUGUAAUCUUUAAACUUGCAUAUGUAUAAGUUAGGAAUAAUGAACCCUCCCCUGUCUCUUUUAAGAGCUUCAACUGUUUGUAUUUUGGUUUCAAUUUUUGUGUAUUUUCUGAGCAACCUGACUUGAGAUGCUUCCAAGUCCCAGGAUGAAAUAGAUAUGUUAUUCGAACAA